Talaromyces amestolkiae is the source of this 1434-nucleotide messenger RNA. RefSeq lists its product as uncharacterized. The transcript has 5 exons. Lineage: Eukaryota; Fungi; Ascomycota; Eurotiomycetes; Eurotiales; Trichocomaceae. Gene Ontology annotation, cellular component: membrane. Gene Ontology annotation, biological process: transmembrane transport. The coding region runs from base 1 to 1434 and encodes 477 amino acids. The record is from RefSeq and is a predicted model, not a curated record. Gene Ontology annotation, molecular function: transmembrane transporter activity.
AUGAAAGACGGUCAUGCUAGAGGGUCUGUGACCGGCGCGAUCGAGUUAGAGCCGCAGGCCAGAAACUUUCCCACCAGCUCCAAAGAGCAGAGACUGAAUGGAACAUCUAAUGCCACCACAACCCAAGAUGUGCACAUGGAACGAGAACCGGAUCUCGAAACAUUAUCAGCAGAGUCACAACACCAAUCACCGGCUGUGGUUGCGCAUGCGAUCGAGAAAUGGAAUGAGCCAUCGAUCAAUAUAAGACGGUUGUUUGCUACGUUUUGGGCCUUUGUGAUCAUGGGUGCGAACGAUGCUGCUUAUGGAGCCUUGAUCCCUUAUUUGGAAACAUACUACAAUCUCAGCUACACAAUCAUAUCCCUCGUCUUCCUCGCCCCCGUCGUCGGCUACGCGGGCGCCGCCAUCUUCAACAAUUCCGUUCACAUGUACUUUGGUCAACGCGGCGUGGCAGCGCUCAGCUCUUCCGCGCAUUUACUCGCAUAUGUCGUAAACUCAGUGCACCCGCCCUACCCAGUGCUGAUCAUCUCAUUCAUGUUCGCCGGCCUGGGCAAUGGAUUCGCAGAUUCAGCGUGGAAUGCCUGGGUUGCGAAUCUCGCGAAUGCGAAUGAAUUGUUAGGAUUGUUGCAUGGGCUUUAUGGUCUGGGCGCGGUGCUGAGUCCGUUGAUUGCGACUUCGUUGGUUACGAAGGCUGAGUGGCCGUGGUUUACAUUCUACUACUUGAUGAUCGGGGGUGCCGUACUCGAGCUUGGCUUAACACUCUUCGCCUUCUGGAAAGCGGACAAACAUGACUUCCGCAAACGCACCGCGUACGCCAAUAACAGCCCUGACCAACAGAAAGACAACCGCCUAAAACAGGCUCUAUUCUCUAAGGCGGGUGGGCGAGUCACAUGGCUCUGUGCGGCAUUUUUGCUAGGCUAUGUUGGUACCGAAGUCGCCCUAGGCGGAUGGAUUGUGACAUUCAUGAUACGCGUGCGUCACGGAGGCGCUUUUGCGAGUGGUAUGACUGCGACGGGGUUCUGGAUUGGUAUUACCGUGGGGAGAGUGGUGUUGGGGUUUGUGACGCCGAGGAUUGGAGAGAAGAUUGCUAUUAUCGUCUACCUAGCCCUCGCAAUGGCCUUUGAACUCAUCUUCUGGCUCAUCCCACAAUUCUACGUCUCGGCCGUCGCAAUCGCCAUCGAAGGCUUUUUCUUAGGCCCCCUCUUCCCCGCCGCCGUGGUUGCAGCCACAAAGCUCCUACCGAAGCAUCUCCACGUCAUAGCGAUUGGUUUUGCCGCUGCCCUUGGUGGCGCGGGUGCAGCUAUUUUCCCCUUCGCGGUAGGUGCGAUUGCGCAGUCGAAGGGUGUGCAGGUUUUGCAGCCUUUUGUUUUGGCGUUGUUGGUUGUUGUGUUGGGGUUUUGGUUGCUUUUGCCAAAGAUGCCGAAGAGUAGGGAUUGA